Messenger RNA from Exophiala viscosa, 720 nucleotides. RefSeq lists its product as uncharacterized. Lineage: Eukaryota; Fungi; Ascomycota; Eurotiomycetes; Chaetothyriales; Herpotrichiellaceae. The coding region runs from base 1 to 720 and encodes 239 amino acids. The transcript is spliced from 2 exons. The record is from RefSeq and is a predicted model, not a curated record.
AUGAGUGGUUGGGGCUGGUUCUUCCUCCUUCUCAUUCUCCUCAUCGUUUUCGGCGUCGGCGGCUGGGCCAUAUACACACAAGUCAACGCGAGAAGACAAGGCCUGCCCGCGCCGUCACUGAAAUCAUGGAAAACAUACGUCCCAUUCAUGAACAGACAAGGCUCCACCAACUACCCUGCACCACGACGCUCAGGACCCUUCGAAUGGGUUCGCGACCAGAUCUCGAAACUCGGCAACAAGCGCACCGCGAGAGGAGCGUAUGAGGAGGCUGGUGGUGAGGCAGGGUACAGCGGUGUCGGCGCUAGACGAGGCCGCGGCGUCGAGGACGAUGCUUGGGAUACGAGAGUUGGCAACGAAGAUCCCUAUGCUUCGGGACCCGGAUACGCGGGCUAUGAGGAGCAAGAGCUUGGUCUUGCGCCGACGCCUGGUGUGCAGAGUGGACCGUAUGGUGAAAGCAGCGGCGUCGGAGGCGGAGGUGGAGGUGGAGGUGACUACCUGUCUGCUGGGAGAGGAUAUACGGACGGAAACAGAGGUCGUCCUGGAUCGCGAGGUGCGGAUCCUUUCGGUGAUCAGAAUGAGGCGCCGAGUCUGAGGAGUGUGAGUCCGCGACCGGUCGGACAUACCAAGAACAACGAGAGUCUGGACACCCAGGGAAGUGGGGAUGGGAACACCAGUCCCAUCAGUACCAGGAAGAGUGUGUUCAGGGAACAGAUGUCGUGA